AUGAUGCCCCAGGGGCCAGUGCCCUGGGCCUACUGUUCUCUGUUCAGCCUGCUCCUGCUGGUCUGCUGUCUGCUGUUCCCAGGUACCCAGGGGCAGGCAUCGCCACUGCGCUUAGAGCCUCAGGACCCAGUGGUGCCCACUGGAGGGUCGCUCUUGGUGAACUGCAGUGCCGACUGCCCCAAUCCCAAGGGCAUCUUCCUGGAGACAGACCUGUUCAAGAAGCUGGUGGAUAAUGGCCCAAGCUGGUCAGCCUUCUUGCUCAGCAACGUGACUAGCGACAGCGAUGUUAUCUGUGUCGGGCUCUGCAACAACUCCCAGAUAACAAGCUCCACCAACAUCACCGUGUACCGGCUCCCUAAACGCGUGGAGCUGGUGCCGCUGCCUCCCUGGCAGCCGGUGGGCAAGAACCUCACCCUGCGCUGCCAGGUGGUGGGCGGAGCGCCCCGGGACCACCUCACGCUGGUGCUGCUCCGCGGGGAGGAGGAGCUGAGCCGGCAGCCCGCGCUGGGGGAGCCCGCGGAGGUCACGGUCACAGUGCUUGCGCGCAGGGAGGACCACGGCGCCAACUUCUCCUGCCGCACGGAACUGGACCUGCAGCGCCAAGGGCUGGGACUAUUCGAGAACAGCUCGACCUCCAGGCAGCUCCGAACCUUUGCCCUGCCAAUGACCCACCCGCUUCUCGACGCCUCCAGGAUCUGGGAGGUGGGCAAAGAGUCGAACGUGUCCUGCUCCUUGCAAGGAGUGUUCCCAGUCUCGGAGGCCCAGGUCCACAUGGCGCUGGGGGACCAGGCGCUGAAUCCCGCAGUCGUAAACCACGGGGACAUGCUCAAGGCCACAGCCACAGUCGUAGUGCGCGCAGACCAGGAGGGCGCCCAAAUUGUCUGCAACGUGACCCUGGGGGGCGAGAGCCGUGAGACUCGGGAGAACGUGACAGUCCACAGUUUCCCGGAGCCCAUCCUGUACUUGAGCAAGGCCACCGCUCCCGAGGGUACCAUGGUAACUGUAACUUGCAUGGCGGAGACUCGAGUUAAAGUUAGUCUAGAUGGAGCUCCAAUCACAGCCCCUGGGCAGCCCGCCCAGCUUCAGUUGAACGCCACCGAGAGCGACGAUGGCCGCAACUUCUCCUGCAAGGCCUGGCUUGAGGUGGGCGGCAAAAUCCUGCACAAGAACAUAAGCGUCCAGCUUCGUGUCCUGUAUGGUCCCAAGAUUGACCAGGCCCAGUGCCCUCAGCGCUUGACAUGGAAAGAUAAGAGUUACCAAGUCCUUCGGUGCCAGGCCCGGGGCAACCCGGUUCCCAAGCUGCAGUGUUUGAAGGAAGUCUCCAGGGUUGAGGUGCCCAUCGGGAUACCAUUCCUCGUUAAGUUAAAACAUAAUGGCACCUACCACUGUCAGGCUGUUAGCCCGCGUGGCAAGACUACCAUGGUAGUGGUAAUAGGAGUUCAGGAUCGGAACGCCUCCUCUGUCACCAUCUGCAUUGCUGUAUUAGUGGUCUUGGGCCUGGUAACUGUCGCAGUGGCCCUACUGUACGUCUUCAGGAUGCAGAAGCGGAGCGGCACCUACCCUUUGAAGCAUGGGAGCACCUCGCUGCCCCUCACGUCUAGACAGCCCGAUGGGCUGGCGGGGGAGGAGCCGUCCUGA
This is a messenger RNA of Orycteropus afer afer, 1638 nucleotides long. RefSeq names its product intercellular adhesion molecule 3 (gene ICAM3). The coding region runs from base 1 to 1638 and encodes 545 amino acids. Lineage: Eukaryota; Metazoa; Chordata; Mammalia; Tubulidentata; Orycteropodidae. The transcript is spliced from 7 exons. Gene Ontology annotation, biological process: cell-cell adhesion. The record is from RefSeq and is a predicted model, not a curated record. Gene Ontology annotation, molecular function: integrin binding. Gene Ontology annotation, cellular component: membrane.